Mangifera indica (mango) is the source of this 803-nucleotide messenger RNA. RefSeq names its product thioredoxin domain-containing protein 9 homolog. Gene Ontology annotation, biological process: microtubule cytoskeleton organization. The transcript has 4 exons. Gene Ontology annotation, cellular component: cytoplasm. Bases 98 to 739 code for a protein of 213 amino acids. The record is from RefSeq and is a predicted model, not a curated record. NCBI's taxonomy places the organism in Eukaryota, Viridiplantae, Streptophyta, Magnoliopsida, Sapindales, Anacardiaceae.
GUUUCGUUCAAAUUUUCAGUUUUUUCAUCCCUAUCCGUCUCCUCUUCUAUUCCUGUUGAUUAGCUGAAGAGAUCCAUCGUCUCCUCAUUGAACAAAUAUGGAUAAUUCUAAAGUUCAAGAAAUUAUUGAAAAGCAAGUGCUCACAGUGGCCAAAGUUGUGGAGGACAAGUUAGAUGAAGAAAUCAACGCCCUUGAUCGGCUCGAUUUGGACGAUAUCGAAGCUCUGAGAGAGCGGCGGCUGCAGCAGAUGAAGAAAAUGGCGGAGAAGCGCAACCGUUGGAUCUCUCUAGGACACGGCGUGUACUCGGAGAUUCCCGUCGAGAAAGACUUCUUUUCAAUCGUAAAAGCCACUGACCGCGUCGUUUGUCACUUCUAUCGAGACAAUUGGCCUUGUAAGGUGAUGGAUAAGCAUUUGAGUAUAUUGGCGAAGAAACAUAUAGAGACUCGUUUUGUGAAAAUACAUGCUGAGAAAAGUCCUUUUUUGGCUGAGAGGCUUAAGAUUGUUGUUCUCCCCACUCUUGCACUCAUAAAAAACGCUAAAGUGGAUGAUUAUGCGGUGGGAUUCGAUGAGCUUGGUGGGACUGACGAGUUCAGCACCGAGGAAUUGGAGGAGAGAUUGGCUAAGGCUCAAAUCAUCUUUUUUGAGGGCGAAUCAUCGAGUCACCUAUCCAAGUCUGGGGCGCAAACCAGGAGGAGUGUAAGGCAGAGCACCAACCGGGAUUCAUCAGAUUCAGAAUGAGUUUGCAUUGUAAAUACUAUGAUCUUAUGGUAAUAAAAAAAAAAAAGUUAAUGGAUUUGAUUUA